AAAGUGAUAAGCAGCAAGCAGCUUCUGGGUUUUGCUUUCAUGUGCGCUCCUGCUGAAUCACUGUGUGUGAAUGUGUGUGUGUGUGUGUGUGUGUGUGUGUGCGCGUGGGGCGUUCACUCUUUUUCCUUUCACAGUGGCAACACACUGCAGCAGCGCCGGCCCUGAACAAAAGACUAAACGCAGCAAAGCCACAGGAGGGGAAACUCAGGGAUAGAAGCAGGCCGAGACACCCAGCGUGACUGCCCUGCUCAGGGAGGAGCUCAACCUGCCAUUAGCCCUCCUGGCCCCGGAGUGGAGCCAGGUCAGCGCUCAGGAUCAGCUCCAGCAGCCCGUCAGCCUCUGUCACAACUGAAGUGUCUCUUCCACUCCUGUGUCUGUUAGUCAUACACUUCAGUGACACCUGCCCUUCCUCACCUUCAGCUUCUUUUCUUCACCACCCGCCUUUUGCGAGAUGUCAGACGAUGACUGCCUCUCUCCUAUCGGCCUGGACUGCUGCAGUUGCUGCCUGGAUCUGGCCAAUGGAUGCGAUGAGUCCACAUCCAUGAAUCCAGCUCAGGGCCUCCAAACAACAGCGGGACUGCCAGGAAGUCCCACCAGCCCCAGCGUCAGCCACUUCCGUCAGCUUCGCAACCAGCUGAUGUACCAGAACCUGAACAGGGACAAACUGAAUAACAUCAUGAGGCAGGACUCUCUGGAGUCGGUUGUUCGAGACCCCUGCUUCCUGCUCAACGAGGGAAUCUGCAAUAGCAACAUCGACCAGACCAUGCUGUCCAUCCUGCUCUUCUUUCACAGUGCCUCUGGUGCUAGCGUAGUGGCUAUUGACAACAAGAUUGAACAGGCCAUGGACCUUGUCAAAAACCACCUGAUGUAUGCGGUCCGUGAGGAGGUGGAGAUCCUCAAGGAGCAGAUCAAAGAGCUGGCAGAGAAGAACAACCAGCUGGAGCGUGAGAACUACCUCCUGAAGAACCUGGCCAGUCCAGAGCAGCUGGAGAAGUUCCAGUCGCGUAUCCCGACAAACGUGCUGCUGCCUCUGGACAAUCAGUCAGACCAGCUGUCCCACGAGCACCACCAGCAGCAGGCCUGCAACCUCAGCACUGGCUCUGCUGUAUAAGUGGCUCUGUCUUGGGGCGGGCAGAGCCACUGCCGUGUCACGGAAAUGGACCUCCAUUUUAACCAGUGUUCUAAAAUCGUCGCUGCCGAGACUCCUUUGAGACCGCAAAGGAGAUGCAUUGGGGCAGAAAUGAUUGAGACACGAAAGAACUGUUAAAUCUGAUUAGCACAGAACUUAAGACGCUCUGUCCGGUGCAGCCUCAGGCCCGGCCUAUGAUGCCAUCCAAGUGUUUGUCGUAGUCUCUUGUUGUAGACAACAGCGCUAAGAGGGAGGGCUGACUAUACGCGGACGAGUGCUUGCUUUCAGACAGAGUGGGGAAGCUUUCCCUGCCUAGCUGGACCCUUCUGAAACAGCCUUUGCUCCAGAGAGCAGGUGAGGAGGUGUUGAUUGGGCUGGUCCUGCAGGUGAUAGGUUGGAACAUGGAGGAGGUUUUUCCCUCUGUUCACGCAGGUGAAACCCAAUGAGAUGGUCCUCCGUGUCUCAUGAGGAAGAGCCCCGGCUUGUGGACUUGUCCGAGCUGAAAGUACAAGUUUCACAGGUUGCCAGCCACAUAAUGACACUUUCUGUACCUGCUCAUGCAAUUUUGUACAUUCAAGCAUAUGAUGAAUACUCAACAGGAUAAGCUAAAGCAGUAGAGGUGGAGGUUAAUGCAGUAAAGCUGAGGGUCUGCUGCCCCAAACUAAUCACUAUACUGUAUGAUUCAUAAAAAUGUCUUGUACUGUCUGCAGUUGGGGCUAAAUACUGCAUGUGAGGGAUUUUUAUCCUGUUUUGUCUUCUGUUUUUCUUUUUUGCUGAUUUGAACAAAAUGAGCUGAUGUAAAAAUAGGAGCAUUUUAAAGUGGAUUUGUAAGAUUUUAUUUUUUAAAUCGUGAGUACAGGCAUAUCUGCCCCCGACUGUUUGCUUUAUAGGAUGGCAACAAUGUACAGUAUAUAACAUAGAAACAUCCAGAGCAAGCAGACGCACUCCUGAUUUUGAGCACCAUUGUACAGAAUCUGGACUGAUAAUUCAUUUUGAAAACAACGGCAUGACACCAGUGCCUGUGUGUAGUAAGACAGGAACACAUUUCUGCACUGAGCUCUGUUAGUGUCUUGUAGCUAUCACAGCAGCAGAAGCCAGUAAACCAGGACCGUGUGUAAAUAUUCACAGGGAAAAGUUUGUUGGUGUGCUAUUGCUGACUACUUUUUUGUUGUUUUUAAUUUUGUAAAGAUAAUGGUGUUGUUGCUGUACUGUAUCUGUCAGAAGUUUUUCGUUAUUGUGUGUGGAUACAACUGCACAUUCGCAAUAAAUCUUGUUUACAUUAAACUAUCACUGGCACCGUG
Thalassophryne amazonica is the source of this 2430-nucleotide messenger RNA. It is a transcript of the gene tsc22d3, whose product is annotated as TSC22 domain family, member 3. NCBI's taxonomy places the organism in Eukaryota, Metazoa, Chordata, Actinopteri, Batrachoidiformes, Batrachoididae. The record is from RefSeq and is a predicted model, not a curated record. Gene Ontology annotation, biological process: regulation of transcription by RNA polymerase II. The transcript has 3 exons. Bases 452 to 1111 code for a protein of 219 amino acids.